Anopheles stephensi (Asian malaria mosquito) is the source of this 1329-nucleotide messenger RNA. It is a transcript of the gene rho-7, whose product is annotated as presenilins-associated rhomboid-like protein, mitochondrial. Gene Ontology annotation, cellular component: membrane. The coding region runs from base 151 to 1233 and encodes 360 amino acids. The transcript has 5 exons. Gene Ontology annotation, molecular function: serine-type endopeptidase activity. NCBI's taxonomy places the organism in Eukaryota, Metazoa, Arthropoda, Insecta, Diptera, Culicidae. The record is from RefSeq and is a predicted model, not a curated record.
UCAGCUGUUAACCGCUGACAGCAUCGGAAACAAAACAAAACAGCAGUGAAAACUUGUGUAACGCGGAACGCCUUGGUUUGCAUGAAAAUAUUGCAAUUUUAGAAAAUGUAAUUGGUGUAUUCCGACGGCGAACUUACGCAGAACAUUACUAUGGCGCUACGAUUGGUGUUAAACUGCCAGCAGAUUCCUUCCGUUUUCCGGUAUGGCUCAAUAUUUCAUCAUCCGCGAAAAAUUCUAAGUAACGUUGGGAGUGACCGGCAGCUAACGAUACUGAGGUACACGAGAAAUGCGAGAAACACGCGAUCGGAAUCAUUUGCUCCCAAGCAAACGAUCGUACCGACGGAGGUGCAAGGGAUUGCUAUAGAGUCGGGAUACAUAGAUCCGUCGAAAAUAUUGCGAUCGUUGCUGUUCACUGCCGCGUUCACAACGGGAAGCUUCGUUGGCGUCGCCAUCUGGGAGUACGAAACGAUACGAUCGCGCGCCAUGCAGGCACUGCGAAGCAAGCUGAGCGUCAAUUGGUUCAAGGAGCGGGUGAAACAAAAUCGUCACGAGAUGGAACAGUGGCGCAAAGAUUUGACCGGCUGGUGGAACAAGCUGUCCCCAGGGGAGCGAAUAUUUGCACCGAUUUGUGCGUUAAACGCGAUCGUGUACGGUCUGUGGCGGAUACCGAGUCUCGCACCGACGAUGGUGAAAUAUUUCGCUUCCAAUCCAGCUGCAAAAGCGGUUUGUUGGCCAAUGUUCCUGUCCACCUUCAGUCAUUAUUCGCUGUUUCACAUACUGGCGAACAUGUACGUACUGCACAGUUUUUCACACGCGGCGGUGGUCACUCUCGGCAGGGAACAGUUUCUGGGCGUUUAUCUGAGCGCCGGUGUGAUCGCCUCAUUUGCUAGCCAUGUCUUCAAAACGGUAGUGCGGCAGCCGGGUCUUUCGCUGGGUGCAUCCGGUGCAAUCAUGGGCAUUCUGGCGUACGUGUGCUCUCAGUAUCCGGACACGCAGCUAAGCAUACUGUUCCUGCCGAUGUACACAUUCUCUGCCGGUGCUGCCAUCAAAGUAAUUAUGGGCAUCGAUCUGGCGGGUAUAUUGCUGGGCUGGAGGAUUUUCGAUCACGCAGCCCAUCUCGGCGGUGCACUGUUCGGACUUUUUUGGUGCUAUUACGGCAGCCAACAUGUGUGGCCGAUGAGAGAAUACUUUAUCGGCUAUUGGCACGAGAUGCGAGGACCAACCAGGAAAUGACGCUCGCUAUCAACACCGUUGGACAAAAGCGAUGUACGAAAAGAGGAAUAAAAUUCGACCAUUUAUUGGUUCAUCAAUCAUAUUGAUUUAACCGCA